Branchiostoma belcheri (Belcher's lancelet) is the source of this 756-nucleotide messenger RNA. Its product is annotated as immunoglobulin superfamily containing leucine-rich repeat protein-like. The transcript is spliced from 3 exons. Gene Ontology annotation, cellular component: plasma membrane. Gene Ontology annotation, molecular function: protein binding. Lineage: Eukaryota; Metazoa; Chordata; Leptocardii; Amphioxiformes; Branchiostomatidae. The coding region runs from base 1 to 756 and encodes 251 amino acids. The record is from RefSeq and is a predicted model, not a curated record.
AUGGCGACCUGCUACAGAACAUUGAACUGUCGGAGAUUAGGGUUGACAACAUUCCCCAAAAGCGUACCACCCGAUGUGACUCGCCUGGAUCUUUCAUCCAACUGUAUCAAGAGCCUGACAGAAGUUCCAGUACUCAAACAUCUCGACUCACUGGUCUUGAAAUUUAACCUCAUUGAAACCGUGGACUGGGCGUCCCUUCGCAACUUACCAAACCUAGAAAACCUGGAUCUGAUGUGCAACCGACUCACGCACGUCAGCUUAAACGCUGUCGUAAAAGAUUUACCCAAACUGGAGCGCGUAAAUCUGAAAUCCAACAGGCUAGCUUCUUUCUCCUUUCACGAGCUGGGACAUCCUUUCUUACUCGUCUCGGCGCUGGUAUACAUUCAAUACAACCCCUUUAACUGUAGCUGUGCAAUGUUGUGGCUGAUGAACAAGCUCAAAUGCCUACUAGAACCGGUUGAACCAGAAUUACCUUGUAGUACAGAAUUCGAAGACUGUGACUUCGUCAGGCAGUGUGAGUUGUGCGAGGCAUGCAUUCUGUCCUACUACUACCUUAUGGGUAAAUUUGGCGUUGAGUUGGCGUUGGCGUUCACAUGCGAUAGCCCUGUCCACCUGAAAGGAAAGCGUUUGACGGAAGUUGCACAAAAUCUGACGGGGUGCGGGAUUGAAAACUCGGCCUCAACAGCAACAAUUACAAACAUCCCCGGUCAGCAGAUAGUACAAGAGGGAACUCCUGCUGGUCCUUCUACUGGUUGA